AUGCCGGGCUAUUCUCGGGACCGGUUCGUCGACCUGUCGGACAGGGAGUCGGACGAACUCAUGUGCGGUAUAUGCUUACAAAUACUGCGGUCACCGGUAGUCACGCCGUGCUGUCGACACGCAUACUGCAGGGCAUGUAUGGGCCAGUGGUUGGCAGUGAACAGCUCGUGUCCUAAUGAUCGACAGCCGCUAAUCGCCAGUGAAUUACAAUAUCCGCAGAGAUUAGCGUGUAAUCUGUUGGCGAGGCUUAGGAUUGGGUGCCAAUUCAGUGCCUACGGGUGCCCACAUGUGCUGGAGUUGCAGUGUUUGGCCCGACACGAGGACUGUUGUCGGUUUAAUUCGGACCGUCGGUGCGCUGAUUGCGGUCAGAAAGUGGGCGUCAGUACUGAAGGGUCGACGACUUGUGAUCGAUUGGACGGACCAGUGGUGGGGCCGCCACUACUACUAGAGCCCCAACAGCUGCCCCUACAACCAGUGGCGCACAACUGUGUGCUUAGUUUGAAACAAUUGAAUGAAUCGCUCGCCGAAGAGGUGUCACAAUUGAAGUGCGAAAUACUUAAACUUAAGGAUCGGAUCAAGACUUUGACGGAUUGUAGGGAUAACUAUGCGCUGCCGCCCGACGACACUCAAUCAGACCACAUAAACCAAGUGCUGGCGUCGGCCCGACAACGGCUCCGACACCCGGAGAUCACGUACUGUUCGCUGGCGUCGGGACUGCGGGCAAAGGCGGUGGACACGUGUCGUGAGGCCAUCACAACGUACGACACGUACGGAGAGAUCGCCGCUUUCAUGAGCCGACAGUUUAAUGAUUGUCACACGAGUAGUGCCGCCGAUAACGGCCCCAAUAAGUGGUAUACAAUGGCACAGGCCGUGCGGUGCGGGGCCGCACUCAUCACUAGCGAUCGGGGUUGGAUUGACAUGAGGUUUGGACAGCUCAGGAUUGCCGUGUUUUGUGUGGCCGGUGUCGGUGCGCCCCUACAGCCUGUUUGA
Molecule: messenger RNA, 990 nt
Organism: Medioppia subpectinata
Lineage: Eukaryota; Metazoa; Arthropoda; Arachnida; Sarcoptiformes; Oppiidae
Source: the annotation of a GenBank genome assembly